AUGAAGUUCCUCCUCUCCACCACCCUCCUGGCCUCCCUCGCCCUGGCGUUCCCCUCUCCUCUCCCACAAGAGGCUACCUCCGUCGUUCCCCAAACCGACAUCGACAUCGACGACUCCCUCGUAUCCUACAACUUCACUCCCGCCUUCACCUCUUCUCUCGACGACCUCUUCAACCUCCUCGACUCCAUCCCCGACUCCGUCUUGGAGUCUGGCGACGAGGCUCUAAACCAAUGGUUCAUCGACAACGACCUCCGCGAUCCCAGCGCUGAUCUUCUCCUCGACACCACUCCCGCUCUCGAAGUCGAUGACCUAGACCUCGUCGGCGAUGAGACUCUCGUCGAGCGUGGCGUCCUCGUCGCUCGUGCCUCCGCCUGGAAGAUCGCCAAGUGCGUCGCUAGCAUCGUGCAGAUGAUUGCCACUACUGCCGUUCCUGCUGCCAAGUUGCUUAAGAUCAAGAAGUACAUCAAGGCGCUGGGCGGUGUCAAGGAGAGCGUCAAGUUGCUUUUGGGCGCGACGACCAAGGCGGAGAAGCUCAAGGCUGGUGGAAAGGCGCUGGUUUAUUUGAGUGCUGAACUGUUGGGUAUUAGCAGUGUUAAGGCUGCUUGUUUUUAA
Sordaria macrospora k-hell is the source of this 612-nucleotide messenger RNA. RefSeq lists its product as uncharacterized. Lineage: Eukaryota; Fungi; Ascomycota; Sordariomycetes; Sordariales; Sordariaceae. The record is from RefSeq and is a predicted model, not a curated record.